UGUCCGCGCGCUAGCGGAAUACCCGAUUGAACGUUUGAAAAGAUGGUAAAAACACGGCACAGCGCUGAAACGGAAGAUUCGCCAGCUCAUUUUGUAAGCCUGCAACGUAUUGCCACGAGACGGUCUCGAAACUAUGAACAUGGGGGGCUUAGUAGUGGGGAGAGUGAUGGCGAUUACAUAAAAGGAAUGACCACACGAAGGAGAAGCUGUCGCACUCUGAGGAAUGUUUCCCAUAGUGAUCCAAAUAAAAGGAGGAGGGUGGCAUGUAUUGAAGACAGUGCAGAUGAAGAUACACCAGAGCGUCAAAUGGUGCAGGGAUCGAGUCGUCAGCUUAGCGCUGUCAACGGGGAUUCCUUUGGCAUGAUACGACGCAGUACUCGUCAAAAGAAACCACUGUAUGAUACCUUAAAUCAGAGCUUGAUUAUUGAUAAUGCAGCUCUCGGGUUGGUUGAUGUUAAAGGAGAAUUGCCCGUUGAACCUGUACAGACGCAACGCCGUGGACGUCAGUCUGCAAGAGAUGUUGAAGCUGAUUAUGAAGGGGACAAUUAUUCGGAUAUGUACAGUCGUGUUAAAAGAGCAAGGCGACGAUUUAAACAGGACAUGUAUGGUAUUCCUAUACCAGACCAAGGGGAGGAAACUGAAGCUUCCGAGUCAGAUGCCGAGGCUGAAAACACACAGGAGGAUGAGGAGGAGGUAAAUAAUAAAGAAGAUGAAGAGGAUGAUGAAGAUGAUGUAUUGCCUCCACGACGAUCUUAUUAUCUACGAGAACAUAAACCUAGGACACAAAUUUACGAAGCACCACCUAUAGAACCUCAACUGCGUAGAUCUUGUAAAACCCCAGCCAUCUAUCCUGUGUCACCUUCUCGGAAGCGAAAAGUUCCGGAUCAUCAUGUGUAUAGAUCUCCAGCUCGUAGAAACAGUAUCAGACGCAAAGCUGCAUUCCAUGGUAGUUCAUCAACUUCCAGUGACUCCUCAUCAAGUGAUGAUGAAAAUCGAUUUGAAAGACGGAAGGCUAAAAGCAUGGCCAAAGCCAGGAACCGCUGUUUGCCUAUGAACCUUGAUGCUGAUGAUAUCAUCGGUAUAAGGAAGGAACGGAACAGGAUUGGCUCUAGCCUUGCUGAUGUUGACCCCAUGACAGUAGAUAGAUCUGUAAACUUUGACUCGGUAGGUGGCUUAGGGAAGCAUGUCAGAGCUUUGAAAGAAAUGGUUGUUUUCCCACUGCUGUAUCCUGAGGUGUUCGAGAAGUUUAAAAUUAGUCCACCGAGAGGAGUACUCUUCUACGGUCCUCCAGGAACUGGAAAGACCUUGGUUGCCCGAGCAUUAGCCAAUGAGUGUAGUCAUGAUGAUAAGAGAGUGGCUUUCUUCAUGAGGAAAGGCGCUGAUUGUCUAAGUAAAUGGGUCGGGGAGUCAGAACGUCAACUCCGAAUGCUCUUUGACCAGGCGUACCAGAUGCGACCAUCUAUUAUUUUCUUUGACGAGAUUGAUGGCCUAGCUCCUGUGCGCUCCAGCCGUCAGGACCAGAUCCACAGCUCUAUAGUAUCCACUCUGUUGGCCCUGAUGGACGGGCUGGACAGCAGGGGAGAGAUCGUGGUGAUAGGGGCCACUAACAGGAUAGACUCCAUAGACCCUGCUCUGAGAAGGCCUGGGCGCUUUGAUAGAGAGUUCCUCUUUCCAUUACCCUCAGUAGAGGCAAGGCAACAGAUUCUGAAGAUCCAUACAAAAGCCUGGACCCCAAAGGUGGCAGAUCCCUUUUUGGGGGAGCUGGCAGAACGCUGUGUUGGUUACUGUGGUGCUGAUCUGAAGGCGCUCUGUACUGAGGCAGCCCUUCUGGCUCUGCGGCGGCGCUACCCCCAGAUCUACACCUCCUCUGAAAAGCUGCAACUAGACGUCUCUUCCAUCAACGUGUCAGCCAAAGAUUUCUGUAGCGCCAUGCAGGUGAUCGUGCCUACCUCGCAGAGAUCCGUCACCUCACCGGCACGCGCCUUAUCCAAGACUGUGGCUCCGUUACUCAGGGUGGUCUUACAAGAGGUCUUGAAACUUCUGCAUACCAUAUUCCCUAGUCAUAUAGCAAACACAGCAGGUGUGGAUGUUCCAAGUGCAAAGUCUGGCUGUAAAACAGAUGGUUCCCCGGCUAUCAAGCUUGAUGAGUUCUGCAGUGAUGAUGAGGAGGAUGCUCCAAGUAUUUUCGAACAUUCUCCUGGGCGACAGAACAAGAGAAACUCAGAUACAGAAAGCUUCUUCUCCUUUGGAUUUUCGGCCAGUAAGAGCCCCAUCACUCACCGGCCACGGCUGAUGCUGUCAGGGACAGCUGGUCAGGGACAGACCUCUCACCUGGCCCCAGCUGUUCUUCAUCACAUGGAGAGGUUACCUGUCCACAUUCUCGACCUGCCAGCUAUGUUUGCCUGCAGUGCCAAGUCACCAGAGGAAUCCUGUGCUCAGGUGUUUCGCGAGGCUAAGCGCACUGCCCCCAGCAUUCUGUACAUGCCUCACAUUGACCGGUGGUGGUCUGUGCUGAGUGACACCCUCCAGGCCACUUUCCUCACCCUGGUUCAUGACAUGGACCCCUCAGCACCAGUGCUACUGCUGGCCACGAGUGACAGUUCCUAUGUGAUACUGGAAUCUACACUGAGGACGUUGUUUGACAACAGGUACGGUGAGGUGAUGACGAUGAAAAACCCGAAUGGAGAGGAGAGGCGGGAAUAUUUCGCUGACCUGCUAAAGAGACAAGCCACAAAACCUCCUACAAGGAGAAAACAAGCAGCAUUAAGGGCCCUGGAGGUGUUGCCUAAAGCUCCACCACCAAAACCAAGGGAGCUUACUCAAGAAGAAAAGAAAAAAAUGGAACAGCAAGAAGAGGCCACAAAUAGAGAACUGAGAUUGUUUCUACGUGACGCACUGAACAAGAUUGCCAGAGACAGAAAAUUUAAUAUUUUUGCCAAACCUGUAGAUGUUGAAGAGGUUCCGGAUUACUAUGAAAUAGUAAAGCACCCGAUGGACCUGUCCACCAUGAUGUCCAAGAUAGAUCUGCACCUGUACCAGUCUGUGAAGGAGUUUCUGGCUGACAUUGGGCUUAUAUGUAGUAAUGCUCUAGAAUACAACCCAGACAAAGAUCCAGCAGGUCGAGCAAUUCGCCAUAGAGCGUGUGCUUUGAGAGACACUGCUCACUCCAUAGUGGAGAAUGAACUGGAUCCUGAGUUCGAGAAGCUGUGCAAUGAGAUGGUGGAGUCCAGGCAAAGGAGAGGUGCCGAGCCUCGCAGAGCUAUACCAGAUUUCUAUUUCACAAAACCUAUACACAAACAUGAUGAGGUUAACCAACCCUACCCAUGCAGAUUUAGUAAGAGGACACGAGGCAUGGAAGCUGAGGACUGGUCAGUUGAAUUAGUCAAGAAACCCAGAGAGACCAAGAAAUCUGUUGUUAUAGUGACUGAGGAAAAAUCCAGCAAUGAAAUUCCAUCUAAAGCCAGUGAAAUAUGUGAAACUCCAGCUAAAGACAGUGAAACCUGUGAAACUCCAGCUAAAGACAGUGAAACUCCAAACACUGACAGUGUCAAACAGAGCAUUAGUGAUAAGACUCUGAGCUCAUCCAAGAAACCUUACAAGAAACGCAAAUGCGUUUGGAACUACAAAUCGCGUCGGCGGCGAAAGAACCAGCCUUUAAAUGUAUUUCGUUCCCAGACACAAUCUGCUUCACAUACUCAGGAAAAAGAAAAAGAGGUCAUGGAUGGGGAUAGCAGUGCUGCAUCUGACGAGGAGGAAGAUGAGAUUUCCUUUGGAAAAUCCCCAAAAUCAACAAAACAAACUGUCCCUGCUGAGUCAGCAGAAUCCGACGACUCUGAUAAUACCGUUCUGAAUGGAAUAGAGGAGUCAACAAAGGAGAAGACAAGCACUCUGACGACCACAGAAUCACCAGACAAAUCCUCAUCAGAACAUUUCACAACUGUAUUACAACAAACUUCCACCAGUUAUCACGACAAAACUUCACCAGGUUCCAGAGGAGAGGUGGAUUUCUCAGAUCUGAAAUUGCUCAAUGCCGAGUCUACCUCGUCUGCUGUGAUUGACAGCGGUAUAGGGAGCUCUAUGGAGAGUAACUGUGAAUCCAUGGAUAGUGUCGAUCAGCUCAAGCAACAGACGGGAGAUUCCACAGGGGGAGUAACUCCAGUAGAGACAAUCCAGUCAACAGAGCACGUAAUAGAAGACACACCAAGGAAACCUGGGGAAGCAGGUACACCUGCCUCGUUCCGGUUGACCCGAUCUCGAUCCAGCAACAAGGACGCGCUGCAGGCUCUACAGAUCCUUGAAGAGCCAGAGCCCCCCCUGGUGGUGGACCAUGGGCGACUGGAUGGACUUCUCCGCCUGCUAGUGGAGAGAACGCACAACUACACAGUGGAGAGUCUCGGAAAACUGUACAGCGUCUUGUCCAGAUGUGUGUUCCAUCACAGGAAAAACUACGACAAAACACAGUUAGUGCAGGAUCUGGAAAGUGUUGUAGACAGGUACACUGGUGUGUCAUCCAACCAUAACCCCAUCCUUCCAUCAACCAGCACACAUAAUCAUUGAACCACUUCAACGGGCAGCUCUUUUUACAAGUACUAUGGUACAAUCACUGGUAGCAGUGACCUGAUCAGGGACGUACUUCAUGCUAGGCCCACUGCCACACCCCUCCUGUCACAGGAACGUGGCUGUGCUUCAUGUCACACCAUUACAGUAGUUACAGGAGUUUCCAUGCGGUCUGGCAUGAAGUACAUAGCAGUAUCUCUUAUAGCCUUUGUACAAUUUCAUAGCAUUCCAGUGCUCCAGUGUUAUCCCGGGACAAAGUCCUGAAGAUGUCACCCGUGUGGUCAGUGGUUUUUAAUAUUAUCAUUCUAUUACCUGGUAAUGGCCAACACAUGCAAUGUUAUUUUGUAAGAAUUUAUUCAUCGUGUCUUUUUAACUUUGGUGAUACAUUUCAUGAUUUAAUUGUGAAGGAACAUUCUGAAACAUGAUAUUAUAAUUAUUAUUAUUAAUAUUAAUAAAUAAUUUGUAUUUAUCUAUUUGAAAAAAUGUUUCUGGAGAAGGGAAUUUUUGUAUACAGCUUUUACACAAAGCUACAAAACACUGCCAUUUUCCCCAUGGAGAGCUGAUAUUAUACCUCAAUGACAACAGAACUCUUGAUACUUUAACACUCUUUAGUUUAUGAAUAGCGAUGUGACGUUUAAGUUAUUGCAGAGUGUGUAAGGCACAAUUUGAUGCAACUGUGAAGAGUUUGUAUAUGUUCAGUGGGAAGUUAUUGAGUGUCAGUGAUUCACAAACAAAACAAUAUUGUUCAGAAGAGCAAUAUUGUAGGUAACAUUAUUAUUCUUGUUUUACAGUGAACUGUUGACAUGGUCAUA
Molecule: messenger RNA, 5369 nt
Organism: Liolophura sinensis
Lineage: Eukaryota; Metazoa; Mollusca; Polyplacophora; Chitonida; Chitonidae
Product: ATPase family AAA domain-containing protein 2-like
Exons: 25
Coding region: 43-4557 (1504 amino acids)
Biological process (GO): transcription initiation-coupled chromatin remodeling; nucleosome disassembly; nucleosome assembly
Cellular component (GO): nucleus
Molecular function (GO): ATP hydrolysis activity; ATP binding; histone binding
Source: RefSeq, a predicted model, not a curated record